AUGUCGUUGGGCCACCCCGAGCUCAUCGAGUACACCGCGACCAAGGGCGCCACGAUCGGGUUUUGCGCGCGCGCUCAGCAACCAGAUCCUCGGCGACCAUGGCGUCCGCUGCAACACCGUUGCGUCCGGCCCGAUCUGGACGCCGCUCAUCCCAGCGACGAUUUCCAAGGAGUCUAUCGAAAGGCUUGGCACCAGCGUCCCUAA
Sparassis crispa is the source of this 204-nucleotide messenger RNA. RefSeq lists its product as hypothetical. Lineage: Eukaryota; Fungi; Basidiomycota; Agaricomycetes; Polyporales; Sparassidaceae. The coding region runs from base 1 to 204 and encodes 67 amino acids. The transcript is spliced from 2 exons. The record is from RefSeq and is a predicted model, not a curated record.